Candidozyma pseudohaemuli is the source of this 4617-nucleotide messenger RNA. RefSeq names its product E3 ubiquitin-protein ligase listerin. Lineage: Eukaryota; Fungi; Ascomycota; Pichiomycetes; Serinales; Metschnikowiaceae. Gene Ontology annotation, biological process: rescue of stalled cytosolic ribosome; ribosome-associated ubiquitin-dependent protein catabolic process. The coding region runs from base 1 to 4617 and encodes 1538 amino acids. Gene Ontology annotation, cellular component: cytosol; RQC complex. The record is from RefSeq and is a predicted model, not a curated record. Gene Ontology annotation, molecular function: ribosomal large subunit binding; ubiquitin protein ligase activity. The transcript has 2 exons.
AUGUCAUUCAAAAGCUCAUCUUCGUCAGGCGAUUUGGGUUACAAUGGCUUUCCUGUAUCAUUGAGCUACUUUGUGGCUGCACCAGAGGUGCUGGUCAUCGAAGAUCCAAAUAUAGCAGUACUCUUCAAGGCGUUAUCAAAGAAGAACUCCGUCACCAAGGAGAAAAACCUUACUGAUUUGGUCAAAGUUUUCAAUGACUCAUCUUGCACAAUCACAGAUUCCGUGAUCAUGUGCUGGAUCCAGCAAUAUCCAAAGUUAGCACUUGAUAAUUCCAAGCCUGUCAGAUUACUUGCGCAUCAGGUUCAAGGCAACUUGCUAAGAAGAGUGGGUGGCAAGGAGUUUGGUAAGUACUUGAAAAGCACGAUCCCACUAUGGCUUCUGAGUCUUUAUGAUCCUGACUCUCCUGUUGCCAAUGGCUCCUACAAAGAGCUUCUCGAGAGCUUCAAUAAUGAGAAGGAACGGGUUGAUGUCAAACUUUGGCAUGUCUUUUGUGAACAGAUUAUUAACUUCAUCCACACCAUAAUUUGUGUGGAGUCCGACGAAAGCUUGUCUGAUCUCAGGUAUGUGAAGAAGGAGGACUCGGUUGCCAAGUAUGAGAGGGCCCUUGUUGGAGCAGUAUCAAUGCUUCGAAAACUUAUCGACAUGAGUAAUAAUGAUACGUCCUUUGUACUCACUGCUGAUUCUAAGAAGCAAGUGAAAGACAUUUUACAUCUGGAGGAGCUCUGGGGGCCAUUGGCUUCCUGUUCUGAUUCGGAGACUAUUAAUGUUGGUCUCUUCAAAACAUACCUUGCACUCCUAAAGACCAUCUUUCACCUCAAUAAGAAUCAUCCUUCCCCAUUCACAGCCGCUUUAGACGAUGUCAAAGGCCUCUACAAACUUGUCAGCAAGAAGUUCAUUAAGAAUGUCAAACUCAAGGAAACUGAAAAGACUCAGUCUAUCAUCUACUCAAAUGUUAUCAUCCAAUUUUGGGACACCUUGAAUGUCUUGACGACGUUUUCCAGCAUGGAUGCAGAGGAUAAUAAAAAUCUAAAAAUUAAGAAAAACUUCUGGGAAUUGGCUGGAUCGAAGGCUCACUCUCGUCUCAUGGACUAUAUUAAAUUGGGUCCUUGCAACUCUGAUCCCAUAUAUUAUAACGUGCUCAAAGCAUUUUUCAAAAACGCAUCUCAGGUGGAAUACAAAGCUGAGUCUGAUGAUGUGUUUUUAGACUUCGCGUCCAAUAAGCAUAUUAAAAGCAUCAAUAAAGCUUUAUUGUCACAAUUCAUAAAGCUAAACACAUUGCCUUACAAGAAGUCUGCAAUUGGUUGCAUAUUUACAUUGCUAAGUCUAUCGUCGGCUAAGAGCACUCUUGAGCUUAAGAUGGAAGCAUACUUGACAGCUCUAGAUGGGCUCUCUGCAAGAUCAAGACAAGCAGACGCAAGUACAAAAAAUGAAGCGAUUGAGUUGCUUGCCUCUUACUGUGAAAACUUAAAGUUUGAUGAGAUGGGCGAAGAGAUAUGUGAUUAUAUAACUCGCAGCGGUACUUUCACUCUUGCGGGCCAUUCGUUCAAAAGUGAGUUUGAUCAAGUGGUACCCACCUAUGUUGCCACUCUCAAUGUUGAACAAAGCAACAAGUUGGCAGAUAGUGUACUUCUUGCAUUGCUGGACAUCUUCGAGAUCCUGCAACAAACCAAAGCAUUCGAAGUUUUGAUUUGUUGUCUUCAGAAGGGAUUUAGUCAGGAGGCUAAGGAGUGGAUGCCAUUGCUUCCUUCAUUUUGCACUCCUAAUUUUACGAGACUUCCUUUUGAAGUCCUUCGCCUUAUCCUCAAAGCCAACGUCGACUGGGUUGAUUAUCAGGAAUUGAUAAGUGAUAUUUUCACGAAAGUUUCAACGGAUGUCAAGAGUGCAUUGCCUGAACUUCUCCAAAUCUUGAAGCAGACGGAGACAAUAUCAGAAAAAGACAUUCCUGAGGUAAAAGAGUAUUUGGAAUCGUUGUCAGCUGCUAAUACAGACUCAUCGCAGGGAAACGAAAUGGUCUAUAAUUACAUUGACGACCCAAAAAUUCUUCGGAACCUUAUAAUUUCUCCUGCUGUUCGAGCUAACCCAAAGCAAUUUAUUGACGCUACGAUCACGAGGAAGAUAAAUUUGCGGGAUCUUGAAAGUGAUUUUGAGGGAAGCAUUUCUGAAAUAAUUCUCCAAGGUUUGACAACCGUGGAUGCGAGCCGUCUUGCCUCCUUCUUGGAGCUCAUAGGUGAUGUACCAUUUAUUGCACAUACGCUCUACACUGGUAUGGAGAAAUCUGACUCAAAAUUUGACGAAGUUACAAACUUUUUAUCGCAAUUCCCCAAUUACUUUCCAAUGAAAGAGAUUUCGGAGAGAGUUAGCAAAGCAACAGGCUUAGUGGACAUUACCACCGUUGCUAUAUCAAAUCCUAUUUUUCAAAACGUUCACUUGGCUAGUCAAUCUACAGAAGAUCCUAUUUUAGACCGCUUUGUUGUCGGCACGGCAAAACUUCUUGCAUCGCAUCUCGAUUCCACCCAGAGCUCUGCGACGGACUUAAUAGCAGUGGCCAUUUUGGUGAGCGAAUACAUCGAUGAUUAUUUGUUUUUGGCCAAAUCAAACCAAUCUAUGCUGUCUAUCUUGAAUGAUAAAGCACAAUUGGACACCUCGAUCAAACGUCAUGUGUUCGUCAGUUCGAGCAACCCUGCCGAUUUUUUGAAUGGACAGAUAGAAGGUUCAUCAAUCGAAAAUCAUUUGUUGAAUGUUAUAUCAGCGGAGGGUCCCUUUAACAAGUCCCAAAUCUUCUUCGCUCGCUAUGUGACUCGCCAUCUUGCCACAAGUUUUGAGGUAAUGUCUUUCAAGGAGUUCGAAUCUCUUGAUUUGAAACUCACAAAGCUCGCUCGUCAACCUCUUCUCUUAGCCUCUUUCUUAUCAUCGGCCACUAAGUUUACUGGCGUGUCGAAAAAGUUCGACAGAUUGAGAAGUUUUGUGUUCGCAGAAAUCCUUGGUGUUAAGUCUUCGCCUGAUAUUCUCGAUCUGGGUAAGACAUGGCUCUCCUUGGCCAUAAACUUCCUUAAUGUUGAUCAUGAUGAAAGUCCCCAGUACGAGGUAUUGCCUCCACACAAGAUGGGCUUGCUUAUUAACCAUAUUUCCGAGUGGUUGGAUUCUGACAUUGCCUACGAUGACGAUUUUCAUGUUAUCAGAAGUCUAUUGGCUCUUUUCUUUUCGAGUUUGUUGGCCGAGCACUCAAACGCCGUUUCUGAGAAAUGCUGGGAAGUUGCUUACGACUUGUGCCUUAAUAAUCUCAGCACUGCUCAGCUUGCAGUUUCAAACAUUGAAUUGCGAUUCUUCACCAUCAAGCUUGCGGCCACUUUCUUGAAGUCAGCAGAUGAGCAAGGUAAUUGGAAGGAGACGAGAAAGUCUCUAAUUGAGGAGAUUUGUGAUCUCAUCCUGAACCAAGAAGUUGAAAGAAAUGAUGAACAGCGUGACAACCAGGCCAUCAAAAUGACCAACGAGAUUGUGAGAAGAAUCAUGAGCGGCAAUUGCGUUCCCGAUUAUCUCAUUGCUGACAAUCUGGAGAAGUUUUAUAAGAUUAUCCAUAACUCAACCUUCGUGGAUAUGCAAAGAAUUUCUACAAUGCUUUUGCAGAGACAUAUUUUGUCAACUCGAGAUGAAUUCGUUGUCGAAUACCAACUUAACAAAUCCAAUUUGGGAGACUCUCUGGAGAACCUAGCCGAGGCGAAGUUACCCACACAGCUCAUUAACUCAGUAACCGAGUUUGGAGAGGAUCUCGAAACAUCAAUUGGAAAAGAAAGGGAUCAUAUUGUGACAUCUUACUUGUGGAGUUGGCUUUUGAUCUUUGCGUUCUUUAAAGAUUCGACUUAUGGAAUUCGAACAGACUACAUCAAUCAACUUAAAGAGCACAAGUCAAUUGAGCAUUUGUUGAAUGUUAUUUUCGACCAUGUCGACGUUGCAGAUUCCAAAUUUUUAAAGACUUUGGUUGACGGAAAUUCGGAAAACGCUAUUCGAGUCGACCCUGAGAACUGCAAGAUUUCAGAUUAUUCAGUUGCAACUGGCUGUGUGGGCGAGGAUCUCUUGUACGAGAUGAAGUUCUUGCUCGUUCACCUCUAUUUGAUGUGUCUACAAUACCUAGGCUCUCACAGCCAACAGUGGUUCAGUGAGCUUAGAGACUUGCAAUUGAAAAGGCAAAUUGAGAAAUUCUCGGUCAAAUUCAUCUGCCCUAUUCUCACCUCCAGAAUGUUGAGUGAGGUAGAUAGUACUAAGCGCAAACUCACAGACAAUGAUGAAAACCUAAGCAUCAAGGUUAACCAAGUCACCAACGAAAUCAAAACCAUCUAUUUGAUCGAUGAGCAGAGAAUGGAAAUGGUUGUCAAAAUACCGGAGUCAUUUCCCCUUUCUAGCGUCCUGGUUCUGGGUCCUUUGCGCUUGGGAGUCAAGGAAAAUCAAUGGAAAGCUUGGUUGUUGGCCUCCCAGCGUGUCAUUUCCCUCACAAAUGGCUCCAUCACAGAUUGCAUUGAGUUAUUUAACAGAAAUGUCAACUUACAUUUCUCAGGACCACUCUCUACCAUCCAAAACUUGUCCUACUUGUCUGAACAAAUUUCAUGCUGCCUGUCUUUAUAA